This is a messenger RNA of Quercus lobata, 690 nucleotides long. RefSeq names its product LOB domain-containing protein 33-like. Gene Ontology annotation, cellular component: nucleus. The transcript has 2 exons. NCBI's taxonomy places the organism in Eukaryota, Viridiplantae, Streptophyta, Magnoliopsida, Fagales, Fagaceae. Gene Ontology annotation, biological process: hormone-mediated signaling pathway; positive regulation of DNA-templated transcription. The record is from RefSeq and is a predicted model, not a curated record. Bases 1 to 690 code for a protein of 229 amino acids.
AUGACAGGAAUAGGCUCUUCAUGUGGAGCAUGCAAGUUCCUGAGGAGAAAAUGCACCGCUGAAUGUGUAUUUGCUCCUUACUUCUGUUAUGACCAGGCUGCAGCCCACUUUGCAGCAGUGCACAAGGUAUUCGGUGCAAGUAAUGUUUCCAAGCUAUUAUUACACCUACCAGUACACAACCGCCGUGAUGCAGCAAACUCCAUUUCUUACGAAGCAAUAGCCCGAGUACGGGAUCCCAUAUAUGGUUGUGUUGGUGAUAUAUUUGCUCUCCAGCAACAGGUUGCUAGCUUACUAGAGGAGAUAGAAGUCAUUGGAAACCAAAUGGCUAAUCUCGCAGUUGGUGUUGCUAAUUGUGGAAGUUCCCCAGCAACUACUAACCUAUACAAUGGUUUACAAUUCUCUUCACAACAUGAUGUCAUGAGCCCAUUCUCCUCACAACAUGAUGUCUUAAGCACACAGUAUUAUCAAAAUCAACAAGCUCCACUACUUUUCCAUGCAGGAAGUACAGCUGCCAACCAAGGCUUUGACAGCCAGAUGGAUGUCCAGCUCCCUCCUUUAUAUGGAUGGGAAAACCAAAAUUUAUUUGAUGACUCUGGCUUGAAUCCCUCAGGAAAACUCCUGGAGGGAAUAGAUGAAGAUAACUUCAAAUGUUAUCCAUGGUUGUACAACUGUACUAAUGCCAAAAAUUGA